UUGGCUCAGGAAGGGUAGAGGGCGUGGCUACGGCGGCGCAUGGGUUCGCUUAGGUGACACAAUUAUAACAACUUUAUCUUCGCAGCGGAAACGCGUUUUUAUUUGAAAUUACUCUCAUCUUGGAUAUUAAACUUAAUAAAUUCAUGAAAUUAGCGACGAAAGGUCACUUUUUUGGAUGGAAGAUGUGACGUUUGAGGAGCCACCCGGAGAGAGCGUUUCAGUCCCCCCCGAAAGGAUUUACUACAUCGAAUCGCAUCAUUGCAUCCUGGGGAAAAAGUUUUUGAUCAUUUUAAUUUGUUUGGUUUCACGUCCUUCAAUCGACAGAGUUGACGGUCUGUCUCCGCGUCGCGAUUUUCCAUGCAAUCGUGCGGUGUGUCUCUCGCCGCCGCUGCCUGCGCUGCUGCUCGGAGUCUCGGCUCGGCUUCUUCUGGUGGUGAUGAGGGAAAGAAAAUGGCGGCGGGAAAAGCGAGUGAAACAGAGGAGGACUUUCCGACACUGACAGCCCAGGAGAGGGACAGUUUGACCGCGAUCGACAGCUCACUGUUUGGAUUUCAGAAGCUUCAUGAAGAUGGCGCCAGAACGAAGGCCCUGUUGAUGAAGGCUGUGCGCUGCUACGAUUCGCUCAUCCUUAAGGCUGAGGGAAAAGUGGAGCCGGAGUUAUUCUGCCAGCUCGGUCACUUCAACCUCCUCCUGGAGGAUUAUCCAAAAGCAUUAUCGGCAUACCAGAGGUACUACAGUUUACAGUCAGACUACUGGAAGAAUGCUGCAUUUCUGUACGGCCUUGGAAUGGUCUACUUCCAUUAUAAUGCCUUUCAGUGGGCAAUCAAAGCAUUCCAGGAGGUGCUGUACAUUGACCCAGGCUUCUCCCGGGCCAAGGAGAUUCACCUUCGCCUGGGUCUCAUGUUCAAAGUCAACACAGACUAUGAGUCAAGCCUUAAGCAUUUUCAGCUGGCUUUGAUUGACUCCAACCCCUGCACUUUGUCCAAAGCUGAAAUUCAGUUCCACAUUGCUCACUUGUAUGAGAUCCAGAAAAGAUACCGUGCUGCCAAGGAGGCAUAUGAGAGCCUUCUACAGACAGAGGAUCUUCCGGCACAGGUGAAGGCCACAACCCUGCAGCAGCUAGGCUGGAUGCAUCACACAGUGGAACAGCUCGGGGACAGAAGCACCAGGGACAGCUAUGCCAUCCAGUGCCUGCAGAAAUCUCUGGAGGCUGACCCCAACUCUGGACAGUCCUGGUACUUCCUCGGCAGGUGCUAUUCUAGUAUCGGGAAGGUCCAGGAUGCCUUCAUCUCUUAUCGGCAAUCCAUAGACAAAUCAGAGGCCAGUGCAGACACGUGGUGCUCUAUAGGGGUGCUGUACCAGCAGCAGAACCAGCCCAUGGACGCACUGCAGGCCUACAUCUGUGCCGUGCAGCUGGACCACAGCCACGCUGCUGCCUGGAUGGAUCUGGGCACGCUGUACGAGUCCUGUAACCAGCCGCACGAUGCCAUCAAGUGCUACAUCAACGCCACGCGCAGCAAGGGCUGCAGCAACGCCACUGCACUAACUCACCGCAUCAAAUGCCUGCAGGCUCAGUUGAGUAACCCCCAGCUCAGUAGCCUACAGGGUAAAAGUAAAAUGCUCCCUCUUAUUGAGGAGGCAUGGAGUCUGCCAAUUCCAGCCGAGCUAACCUCCAGACAGGGAGGCCUGAGCAGUGCACCGCAGCAGGCUUGUAAACCCAAUCACAGCACAGAAGGCGGGGGCACUGGACCAUCUCUGCCCCCUCAUGUGGGCAUGCUGGGCCAAGCAGAUGACCAGUCCUGCCCAGCCAAGCGAAGGAGAGCCUCCAGCCCUACUAAGGGUGAAGUGUGGGCCAGUAAUCCAGCACAGCCAAUUCCCAGCUGGUACCUCUCCCCACAGAAAUUACAGGUGAUGGAGCAGUUGCGAAGUAACCGGGCCAGCCUGAAGCCUCCGCAGCUGCAAAUGCUGGAGCAGCUGGAGUCUCAGUUCGCCAUGAUGCAGCAGCACCAGCAUCAGAUGAGACAGAACGCCUCAGGAGGUCAGGUGCGUCCUUCUGUCCCGAACGGUCCCGCCACCAACUCUCUCCCCUCCCCCAACCUCAGCCUUCACCCCACACGGCCCCAUUUGGGACUCCAACGGCCCCUGUGCCCCCCACAGCCUCAGCCACUGGCAAAUGGGCCUGUGGGCCCAAGUGCGACACACGGACCCUCGGACUCACACUCUGUGGGCGACAGUAGUAAGAGUAGUAGUAGUUCCAGUUGUAGUAAUAAUCAGCCAGGGCCCUCGGACCCAGGACCCAACGGAGACGUGCCUUACCUGCAACCUGCCGGCAGCGGCGACGCAGCACUGCUACCUCACGCCUGCACAAGCACGCAAACACAGGACGCCACACCGCAGCAGACCCUGCACCUAAACCCCUCUCAGAGAGGGCCUGCUCCACACGUGGCAGCCUCCACCAGUGAGGGGGCUCCCUCUCACUCACAGACCCCUAACUCCACUGCCCCUGUGCCCCCCAACAGUCAGGUUGGACAUUCCACAAACGCCCCUUCGCCUCGGCAGCAGCAGCCUCAUAACCACCUACCAUCACCUCCUUCCCUCCCUCACUCCUCUACCUCAGGUGGAGCAGCACCGGGUGCGUCUGCUACCAAAGAUAGCAACACCGCAGACGCUCUCGCCGUGACAACCACAUCUCUUGGGAACGGGGGCUCCGGGGGCAAGGCAGCAUUGUCGCUGCCAUCAGCCGAUGAGAAACCGGCACAGGCCGACAGUCUGGCCAAUCAUGUCCACUUGGGGGACAGUGGCAAAGUGGCAGAGUGCAGUGAGAAGCCCAGCCUUAGCGCAGACAAUCCUAGACUAUCUGCCCUGCUGGCAGGGGGGAAGGGCACUGAUGAGUCUGAAGGCCCUUCAGAAGGGACUGUAUCCACUGCAAACUCUGCGCCCGACUCCCAAAAGAAAGUCAACAACAUCCACCCAGCCGUGCUGCCCUCCACCCCACAUGCGCAGGUCAGCUCGGCCGCCUCUUCGCCCAUCUCUGCCAUAUCCACCGCCACGCCCUCACCAAAAUCCUCAGAACACGCGCAAACAUGCAUCCACAGUCCCGCCACCAACACGUCUGCUGCACCGGCCUUAAACGGAAACGGCAAAGGAGGCAUCUCCGAGGACUCUCAAAGCCCGCUGAAGGCUGAGCCGCCUGCCAUCACUGGUCUAAAAGCCACUCCACCACACGGACACAACUCCUCGUCAUCAUCGUCUUCAUCUUCAGUGUCCAUCUAUCCCAGCUCCACAGACGUGCUGAAGGCGUGCAGAAACUUGGGGAAGAACGGUCUCUCUAACAGCAGCAUCCUGCUGGAUAAGUGUCCUCCCCCACGACUGCCACCUCCACCCUCACCCGCCCUGCCCAAAGACAAGCUGAACCCUCCCACACCAAGCAUCUAUCUGGAGAACAAAAGAGACGCUUUCUUCCCUCCUCUUCACCAGUUCUGCACAAACCCUUCCAACCCUGUCACUGUCAUCAGAGGACUGGCCGGUGCACUCAAGCUGGACCUGGGUCUGUUCUCCACAAAGACCCUAGUGGAGGCCAAUCCAGAGCAUCUGGUCGAGGUGUGGACUCAGCUCUCCCAGCCCGCUGAUGAAAACUGGGACCCGACCGCCACCAAGAAAAUGUGGCGCUGCGAAAGCGCUCGCGGCCAUACCACCAUUGCCAAAUACGCUCAAUAUCAGGCUGCUUCCUUCCAGGAGUCCCUGCGGGAGGAGAAUGAGAAGAAAGCACUAAAGGAACCAUCAGACACAGAGCCAGCAUCAGCAGAGAGUGUCGCUCGCAAAAGAAGAGGACCUUUAAAGCACAUCAAGUUUGGAACCAACAUUGAUGUGUCGGACGAGAGAAAGUGGAAGCAGCAGCUGCAGGAGCUCAGCAAACUGCCAGCAUUCGCCCGAGUCGUAUCCGCUGGCAACCUGCUUAGCCAUGUGGGUCACACCAUCCUGGGCAUGAACACGGUCCAGCUCUACAUGAAGGUCCCAGGGAGUCGGAUACCAGGUCACCAGGAGCACAAUAACUUCUGUGCUGUCAACAUCAACAUCGGCCCAGGAGACUGUGAGUGGUUCGCAGUCCCGGAGCCUUACUGGGGGGUGAUGAGCAACUUCUGUGAGAAGAACAACAUCAACUUCCUGAUGGGCUCAUGGUGGCCCAAUCUGGAGGACCUAUAUGAGGCUGACGUCCCCGUCUAUCGUUUCAUCCAGCGUCCCGGUGACCUGGUGUGGCUCAACACUGGCACAGUGCACUGGGUGCAGGCCAUUGGUUGGUGCAACAACAUUGCCUGGAAUGUGGGACCUCUCACUGCUCACCAGUACAAGCUGGCUGUGGAGCGUUAUGAGUGGAAUAAGCUACAGAGUGUGAAAUCCAUGGUUCCCAUGGUUCACCUGUCCUGGAACAUGGCCCGUAACAUCAAGGUGUCCGACCACAAGCUGUUUGAGAUGAUUAAGUACUGCCUGCUGCGUACACUGAAGCAGUGCCAGUGGGUGAAGGAGGCGCUGGUGGCCGCUGGGAAGGAGACAGUGCUGAGGCCGAGGACCAGAGACGAACCGGCUCACUACUGUACCAUCUGUGAGGUGGAGGUGUUUAACCUGCUGUUUGUGCGCCGUGAGCUCCUGUCCAAAAAGCAGCAUGUGGUCCACUGUCAGGACUGUGCCAGGAAAGGCAGCGCCACGCUGGAUGACUUUGUGGUCCUGGAGCAGCACAGGAUGGAGGACCUGAUGCAGGUCUACGACCAGUUCACAUUAGCCCCUCCUCUUCAUUCAUCUUCAUCUUGACAUUAGAUCGACCCCUCCCACCCCACCAUCAACCCCACGCCACCUUCGUUUUUUCUUCUGCUGCUGCAGAGCUGUGACGCUGUGACGUUUUGGAAAUAAAAGGAACAAAAAAAGCAUCCAUGUACACGGACCAUUUCUGACGUUCAGGAAAAGCCAAGGCCGUCUCCCCUCUCCUCCCGCCACAACCCUCACCACUGCCCCCUCCCAUAUGGCUGGUCUCCAUAGCGACGGCUGGAGGCUAAGUGUGUCUAGUCUAUGCAACCUGUUUUUUGAAAGUGCUGGGGCCUGGGCCCUUCCAGAGGGGGCGCUGCUGCAGCUGCUGAGCUUGCUUACAGGACUUGUCUCUCUCCUCUCUCCCUUCCUUUCCUGCCCCUCUCUAUUGACAAUGGUUCUGCCCUGUUUUACUGAAGGACUUAAUCAAAAAAGGUUUAGUAAGAGCAGGGCGAGGACCGGGAUACUUUAAGUGAUAAAAAUGUUUUGUAGAUACUUGUUAACUGACACAACUGGCAACACCACCCGUAAAAGACUACUGACUUGACAACCUCUCUCCUCUCUCUCCCUCUGUCUCUCUCCUGAUCACAGGAUAAAAAAUAUGCUUUGGAUUUCUCCUUUGAUUGUUUUUUUUCACAGGAGCACUAGCCUAACUGUUCCUUUUCUAUGGUAGAUAGUUAUUCUACAGCUAUUUCAACAGCAAAACCCCCAAAAACAUAUAAAAUGUGAAGAGUUUAGGUGAUUUUUUUGUUUUGGUUUUCUUCCUUACGCUUUUUGUUUUUUAUACAGCUUUUACAUUCUUUGUUUUGGUCUUGUUCUUUUCAAAAUGUUUUUGUUUGUUCUUAGGUAAAAAAAAAUCUAAUAAAAAAUAACAAAAAAAAACUUACUAGCCAAGUCACAAAGAAAAUGGGUUGCACAUAGACUUAUGGAAAUGUUUAAUUUGUGAUUUCUUUUCGUUUUGUUGUUUCUAAUCUUGAUGUAAAUUUACACUAUUUAUAAAUACAUAUUUAUUGCUUGAAAAGAAAAUUGUUGAUGGAAUGCUGUUAUUUUUUUCCAGAGUACCUGCCAUUAAAUUUUGAAGGAGUUUUGUCAUUUUAACGACUCCUUUUACAUUUUCUAUAUAUAAAUAAAAAUUGCUUAGCAAGCAUUGUACAGAAACAGACAUUUAAAAUUGUUUUAUUGUUUGAAGAAUGUUUUAUGAGUCAAUAAACACAAAGUUGUCAAAUUAA
Messenger RNA from Cynoglossus semilaevis (tongue sole), 6026 nucleotides. RefSeq names its product lysine-specific demethylase 6A. The transcript is spliced from 30 exons. Gene Ontology annotation, biological process: heart development; regulation of gene expression. The coding region runs from base 358 to 4806 and encodes 1482 amino acids. The record is from RefSeq and is a predicted model, not a curated record. Gene Ontology annotation, molecular function: histone H3K27me2/H3K27me3 demethylase activity; chromatin DNA binding; protein binding. Gene Ontology annotation, cellular component: MLL3/4 complex. Lineage: Eukaryota; Metazoa; Chordata; Actinopteri; Pleuronectiformes; Cynoglossidae.